Molecule: messenger RNA, 906 nt
Organism: Lizanozyma spartinae
Lineage: Eukaryota; Fungi; Ascomycota; Pichiomycetes; Serinales; Debaryomycetaceae
Product: thiamine diphosphokinase
Exons: 1
Coding region: 1-906 (301 amino acids)
Biological process (GO): thiamine diphosphate biosynthetic process; thiamine metabolic process
Molecular function (GO): thiamine diphosphokinase activity; ATP binding; thiamine binding
Source: RefSeq, a predicted model, not a curated record
AUGUCGGUAACAGUCCAAGAUGAUGAUAUGGAUAUAAAGAUCCCAAACGAUGUCAAUGUAAUCUCUCCGUUCUCAGUGUUUUCGCCAUCUGUCGAAGACCCCACCGCCAGGGCCCUUAUAGUGCUAAACCAAUCCCUCAAGAAUGUUCCCAGGUUUCUCACUGUCUGGCAAGGUUGUCUGAUUCAUGUGUGUGCUGACGGUGGAGCCAAUAGACUUUACGAUUACUUCGAUUCUGAAGAAGAACGUAAGCAGUACAUUCCUUUAUAUAUUGUGGGAGAUUUAGAUUCACUCCAUAAAUCAGUUCGUGAGUACUACGAAAGACAUGGCACUAGGGUAAUAGAGCAAGCGACACAAUUUGCGACUGACUACAUGAAAGCAUUGAUGUUAGUUCAACUCCAGUUGUAUAAUCCUACUAUUAUAAAGGGUCCCAUCGAUACCCAUGAUGAAAUUGAAGUAUUGUAUCAGAAACAUAUUGUUAAAAACCUGACAGUUGCACCAAAACUUAAUCUCUAUGUGUUUGGCGGUAUAGGGGGUCGUUUUGAUCAAACAGUUCAUUCCAUAAGUCAAUUGUACAAGACUCAUGAAAUUCACCCGUCAAUUCAGCAAUUCCACAUCACCAAAUCUGAAAUGAUUUUCCUUUUACCAGAAGGUUCUAAUGCUGUAAUUUAUUCCAACAAAACAGCAUUUAAUUCUCGAGACAGAGUUCCAAUUUGUGGUUUACUUCCACUAGGAUCAGGUGAAGUUGAGCUCACGACAUUUGGUCUCAAAUAUGAUGUCACAGAUUGGCCCAGUUCAAUGCUUGGAAAUGUUAGUUCAAGUAAUGGUGUUUCGGGAACCAACGGAUUUUUAGUACGGUGCAGAAAGGGUCCCAUCACCAUUAAUAUAGAAUUGGCCUUUGAUCCAUAG